CACAGUUUCGCAGCUCCUAUAACAAGACGAGAGUGUUGUCUUCGUUUCUUCCUCUCUUCCACAAACCCACAGCAGCCAUGAUUAUCACAGAGAAGAAUCGGAGAGAGAUCUCCAAAUACCUCUUCCAAGAGGGAGUGUGCUUUGCAAAGAAGGACUACAACCUAGCGAAGCAUCCAGAGAUCGAUGUACCAAAUCUCCAGGUGAUCAAAUUGAUGCAGAGCUUCAAAUCGAAGGAGUACGUGCGUGAGACCUUCGCUUGGAUGCAUUACUACUGGUACCUCACCAAUGAUGGCAUCGAGUUCCUCAGGACUUACCUCAAUCUUCCAUCCGAGAUCGUGCCUGCCACUCUGAAGAAGUCCACCAAGCCACUAAGUCGCCCCUUUGGCGGUCCUCCAGGCGAUCGUCCCCGUGGUCCAAGGUUUGAAGGGGAUAGACCAAGGUUUGGCGACAGGGAUGGGUAUCGUGGGGGUCCUCGAGGACCUGCAGGUGAGUUUGGGGGUGAAAAGGGUGGAGCGCCAGCCGACUACCAGCCCGCUUUCAGGGGCUCUGGUUCUGGUGGAAGGCCUGGCUUUGGGCGUGGAGCUGGAGGUUAUGGUGCACCACCACCUAGUUCAAGCUUUUCUUAGAUGUUCAAUUUCCCAAUUUCAUUGUUUUUGCAAAUUAGGGUGUCCACUCCUUGAAUGGAUUUUAUGCUAUCAAAGUAUUUAUUCUCUUGUUAAGUACAAUAUUGAGAUGUGCUAUCAAAGUAUUUAUUGUCUUGUUAAGUACAAUAUUGAGAUGUG
Molecule: messenger RNA, 782 nt
Organism: Ilex paraguariensis (yerba mate)
Lineage: Eukaryota; Viridiplantae; Streptophyta; Magnoliopsida; Aquifoliales; Aquifoliaceae
Source: the annotation of a GenBank genome assembly